This is a messenger RNA of Pteropus alecto (black flying fox), 983 nucleotides long. RefSeq names its product small nuclear ribonucleoprotein polypeptide N (gene SNRPN). Lineage: Eukaryota; Metazoa; Chordata; Mammalia; Chiroptera; Pteropodidae. Gene Ontology annotation, cellular component: U1 snRNP; U2-type prespliceosome; cytoplasm. Gene Ontology annotation, molecular function: RNA binding. Gene Ontology annotation, biological process: mRNA splicing, via spliceosome. The transcript is spliced from 7 exons. Bases 137 to 859 code for a protein of 240 amino acids. The record is from RefSeq and is a predicted model, not a curated record.
GUGCUCUGCCGCCGCUGCCCGCUGCCCGGCUGGCGUUGUCUGUGGCAGGACCUGUGCCGUCCCUGGUCUGUAGCCCUCCCUCAGGUCGGCGGUCCCGAGCUUCACCGCGAACGUCGGAUCCGGUGGGCCUGCAAUCAUGACGGUGGGCAAGAGCAGCAAGAUGCUGCAGCACAUCGACUACCGCAUGCGCUGCAUCCUGCAGGACGGCCGCAUCUUCAUCGGCACCUUCAAGGCCUUCGACAAGCACAUGAACUUGAUCCUCUGCGACUGCGACGAGUUCCGGAAGAUCAAGCCAAAGAACGCGAAGCAGCCGGAGCGUGAAGAGAAGCGGGUUUUGGGUCUGGUGCUGCUCCGAGGGGAGAACCUGGUCUCCAUGACGGUGGAGGGGCCGCCCCCCAAAGACACCGGCAUCGCUCGUGUGCCCCUCGCCGGAGCUGCAGGAGGCCCUGGAGUUGGCAGGGCCGCGGGCCGAGGAGUGCCAGCCGGCGUCCCCAUUCCCCAGGCUCCUGCUGGAUUAGCAGGCCCUGUCCGAGGGGUUGGGGGACCGUCCCAGCAGGUGAUGACCCCACAGGGACGAGGCACUGUGGCAGCUGCGGCCGUCGCCGCUACCGCCAGCAUUGCCGGAGCCCCAACGCAGUACCCACCAGGUCGGGGGACGCCCCCCACCCCUGUGGGCCGAGCCACCCCACCGCCAGGCAUCAUGGCUCCUCCCCCUGGCAUGAGGCCACCUAUGGGCCCACCAAUCGGCCUUCCCCCGGCCCGUGGGACACCGAUAGGCAUGCCCCCCCCAGGCAUGAGACCCCCGCCACCAGGAAUCAGAGGCCCGCCUCCCCCGGGAAUGCGCCCCCCGAGGCCCUAGGACGCUGUCGGUCCUCGGUCACCCCCGCAGUGCGUCUCGUGAAACCGUGUAGAGUGUUCGUGAGCCUUUGUUUCCUCUGCCGCCUCCGUGUUCGCCAAUAAACGCAUAAGCAUGUCCACUGCGA